Molecule: messenger RNA, 9656 nt
Organism: Homalodisca vitripennis (glassy-winged sharpshooter)
Lineage: Eukaryota; Metazoa; Arthropoda; Insecta; Hemiptera; Cicadellidae
Gene: Not11
Product: CCR4-NOT transcription complex subunit 11
Exons: 10
Coding region: 185-1555 (456 amino acids)
Biological process (GO): negative regulation of translation; mRNA catabolic process
Cellular component (GO): CCR4-NOT complex
Source: RefSeq, a predicted model, not a curated record
CUCAAAGACGAGUGGGUGGGAAAAUGAAACAACAUAACCUUUGUUGUUUAGUUGAGUAAAAUUUAUGGCUGUUUUAUUGUAAAAUUAGUUAGUCUGGUGAUUGUUUAUUUUCGUCAGUAUCAUAUUUUAUUCAAGUUUAAAGUUCUCUUGUACUUAAAGAGUGCUUCAUAUUAAAAUUGAUAGCAUGGCUUUAUCCCCAAAAGAACUGAAUUCUUUGUUGGGGAUUCUCAGUGAAGAAAAUGUGGAAGUUCAGACUCUGGAAGUCCUCUGCUCCCAGCUGCAUCAGAGCUUUUCUAAACAAGAUAACUACAAAGUGGGUUGUGCUCUGGUGCUGUUACUCCAGAACGGGGAUUUGUUGCCCCGGCCCUGGCAACGUUUAGUGGCUAUUACAUUUCUGCAUGACAUGUACAGAGGGGAACCCCUGGCCAACAACCCCUUUGCUCCAGUCUUUCUCCAUCUUCUGCAACUGGGUGACAACACUGUGAAGGCUCCACCUCGCAAGAUGGAGUUUUCACAAUUGCCUCGCCUCUCUACUGCAGAAAAGAACUUUGUGUCCCAAAUCAUCACUAACUCCUCUAAGGAUCUGCUGAAGAAGACGGCUAAACAGGCCCUGGUACAGGAGGGCCACAUGAUGGACGUGUCAGCGUUGCAGGUGGCGUUGGCGGAUAAGCUGAGCGAACUGCCAGCCACCGGCCGUUCCGCCCUUUCUGUAGUUCUUCCGGACAGUGACCUGAGAUCCAGUCUACCAGUGGACCCUGCAGCCGCUCAUAAGACUGUAGAAGCUCUGUUGAGCGGGACAAUGCCAGUGUCUGCCCAGAACUUCCGACCUGAGAUGUUGCGUUUGGUACCUCCUCUACACAACUGCGAGGAUGAGCUGGCGUGGUUAAACAUGGUGUGCCCCGGAGAACACCAAGUUGCUAUGGAUGUCACAGCCUGUGUGUGGAACUGUGCUGGGGUCGAAGCCAAGAAAUUGAUGGUGAAGGCGUUCAAGAGUGCCCUGACUCUGCAGCAACAACAACACUUGCUUGCAGAACUGGACAAUGAUCCAAAACUGGUCUACCAUAUCGGCUUGACACCCAACAAGUUGCCAGACCUGGUUGAGAACAAUCCGUUGAUAGCUAUCGAAGUGCUGCUAAAGCUGAUGCAGUCAACCCACAUUACAGAGUACUUCAGUGUCUUGGUCAACAUGGAGAUGAGUUUGCACUCUAUGGAAGUCGUCAAUAGGCUGACCACAACUGUUGACCUCCCCACAGAGUUCGUACAUCUGUACAUCUCUAACUGCAUCUCCACUUGUGAGACCAUCAAAGACCGGUACAUGCAGAAUCGUCUGGUUAGACUCGUCUGUGUCUUCCUGCAGAGCCUCAUCCGCAACAAGAUCAUCAAUGUUCAGGAGCUGUUCAUCGAAGUGCAGGCGUUCUGUAUAGAAUUCAGUCGGAUUCGAGAAGCAGCAGCUCUGUUCCGCUUACUCAAGCAGCUGGAGGCGGGGGGUGAGGCGGCAGGAGCAGCUCUCACCAGCGUCUCCGCCCCUGCCAAACCCAAGCUGGGGGAACCAUAACCCACCACAGCUUUGUGUGAUUUUCGUCAUUGUUUGGAUGUUCUCGUUAAGUUUUGCCUUGCAAUAUUAAGUUAGUUUUUAUUAUUCAUAAGACUGCCAUAUUAUGUAUUGUUUUGUUGGCGACCUUGAAUGCAUUUCAACUUUAAUGAAGUUUUAAGUGAAUAUAAAUUACAAUCAAUAUCGAUAAGAGUGUUUUUGUAUUUAGUAUCUGCGAUUUCAUUGGCCUUAAACGGUAUAUUGUUUUAAAAGAUUUGAAGGUUAUGUAUGUAUAAACAAACUUAAUAUUUAUGAAAUAUGUAGCAGCAAAACAGGUAAAAUAAUAGAGUUUUUCAUGUUUUGGUUUCGAGUUCUUCUCUGCUUGAGCUCUACUUCAUAUGGACUUUUGAUUUAGUGUUUUUCUGAAUUUUACUAUUUACAAUUUACUGUAGUAAUUUUACCAUGGUCACUUUAUAUUAAAUAAGCCAAGGUCAAAUUGCAACAGGUAAACAAUACAACUAAAACAACUUAUUAUUUCAUUUAUUUUAAGGGAAUUGAGGAAUAUUUAAAGUUGAUAAAAUAUUGAUUUGAUAAAAGUAGAGAUCAUAGGAUUAUGGGGAUUUCCUAUCCAUUCUGAACACUAAAGCAAAAGAGACAAAAACUUGUUAAAAAAGAUUUUGCUGUCUACUCUGCUAGAUUUUAAUAAAGCCUAAUUGAAUCCAUUAAUACAACUCAUUUAAUACUAAAGAAUACUACGUCAACACUAAGAAGUUGUGUCAGAUAUGAUACAGUGACAAUAUCCGGAGAUAGUUCACAUUAACCAGUGUUGUAGUGUGGUACAACAUGAAAGUGACAUAACUCAAAGACACAAGCAAACAUAAUACGGGACAUAAAUCAAAAGUAUAAAUUAAGAAGUGACUAUCUAUGACAAAACACCCAACAGAUAUCACAGAAUAUUAAUUUUACUAUGUUUUAAUUCUUUUUGGGAAAUGAUUUGUACAAAUAAAAUAUGAGUGAUAAGUUUGAUGGUUCUAUGUUUUAAAUCAAACUUGAAGGGGACAUAAUAUUUGUCAUUAAUUUUUGUCUGGUUUCUACUGAAUGUCACUAUUUUUAAAAGUACCAUUCUUCUAAUAAAUGUAUUGUAUAGCAAAAAUGGAUCAGAAUGUAAAACCAACAAUUUAUCUUGAAAAUAGAGUAAUUAUGAAUAACAAAAUUUUAUUUUUAUAUCAGCAUAAAUGGAUAGACAGGUGAAAAUUGUACACCAAUCUAUUUAGAGUGGUUUAAAUAUUCUAGGCAAUUAAUGGUCUAAGCAAUUAUUUAAUAAGUUUAAUUAUAUAAAAAAUAAGGUAAUGAAGAGGUUGAUGACAGAUUUUUUCAUUCAAUUAAUUAAUGUUCAAAUUGAUUUAAAUUAAUAAUCAAAUGUGGAAAAAUUGCAUGAGUAUAUUAUGUGAUCCAAUAAGAUGGCUCAGUCCAAACUUAAAGGUAAAAUUAUGUAUUCCUAGAACUAAUAUUAAUAUUGAUCAGUAUUAUUUGUCUUAAAUGUGCUUAAUAGAUAAAUAGCCAAAUUCUUUAUUACAUAAACUUCAAGUACAGUAUAUCUGCACAGAUGUCAAGACUGCAAUUGAUUUCUUCCAUCAGCUAUUUGUUGCAUAUGUGAAGAUGCCAUUCACUGUGAUGUUGUGGUUAAGGUGUAUUGUGUUGUCAGCAUACAUUAAGCAAUAAGUAUUAAUAUUGAAAUGUUGAAGUAGUCUGAAAAGUUGUUAAUGAAAAGUGCAAAACCUUCAGGUACAAAUACUUUUAAAUAUACCACUAAUGCAUAUUGUUCCAAUAUUUAAUUAUAUUCGUUAUUUAUAAAUGUACUAGGUAAAGUCAUAAAAUACAGAAAUUAAGGUGAGUAUGUAUAAAGCUAGAUCUAAUAAACUUGCAUAACAUAGUUUUAGAACGGUUUUACUUAGUGUAGAAGAAAAUGGAAGUGCAUGAUCUCAAUAUUGUAUAACAAAUUAAAUGAAUCUUAACUCAUUAGAAGUUGAAAUGCAUUCAUGUAACUUAUCUUAAAUAAAUUAAUGAUUCCUAUUAGUUUUCUAAUUUAAAUUUUGAAUUUUGUUUGUAGGGCGGGACAAGACCAGAUUAUUUUCAGAAUCAACAUUUCUGUCACCAAAUGCACAGUAAUAUGAAUAAUAUACAAUGAACUAUCCUUCAUUUACAUAAUUAUUAUUGUAGUUUGACACUUUAAAUAAUUGUGAAUGUAAAUAUACAAACUUAAAAUUUUAAAUAGUUUAUUUUUAUAGAUGUUAUGGUAAAAUGGUACUGAAGUGUUAAAAAAAUUAAACUUAAAAUGUAGGCUUUACUUUGCAUAAAUCCAAAGGCACAUUAGAUUCCUUAAUACAAAAGCUCUCUGUAAUGUAAUCUCUGAGCCCAAGGUUAAAAAGGAAACACUAUUAAUAUGAAGAUGCAGCAAAAAAUUAUAGACAUAUGAUAUUAUGACAAUAUCGGAUUCAGCUAUCCUCCAUAUCAUAAAAUAUGAUUAUUGAACAUUAUACAUUUUGUGUAAAGUAAUUUUAAGUCUAUUGGGUUUGUUUUUUGAAUUCGUACUGCAAUUCACUUGCCAUUAUUCUUAGAUGAAUGGGUAGAAUGGGUUACAUUUACAUACAGCAAUUAUCAACUUAAUGUAUUUUUAUACAUUCUACAGAUUCAGUCUUAUGUGGUCAAAUUUAAGAUAAGCUGACUGAACAUUUUAGACCAAUUAUUUAAAAUAUUCAAUGUUUAAUUCAAUGUAACCAUUCCAUGCAUCUGGAUGAAACAGAUCUGAUUUGAAUUUGGAUAACACAAAACUGCUCUUCUUGAUCUUACCAACAAUCUUUUUUCACUUGAUAAGGGAAAUUCCAGACUUUAUAUUACAUAUAUUAUCUUUUGUUUAUAUCAUGCAAAGACUAUAAAACGUAGUGCAAGUUUUAGUUAUGUAAGAUUGGAAACAAACAUUUGAUACAUUUUCUUCAGAAUUUAUAUAAAUUUGUUACAAAACUAAAGUAAUUUUUAAUGGCUUCUGAAUUAGUGACAUUUUUUACUGGAAAGAACAAUGGGAAGUAGGGAUAAAGUUAUAUAUUUACAAGGUCAUAGGAUUGUGGUGGCAGUGGUUGAAUAUCACAAGUAUUCUCAAUAAAUCAAUCAAAUAUUCCCUAUUCACACAAAUAUUAACAGUAGCAGUGUUAUAGUAAAAAUAAAAUUAUAAACAUACUUAUCACAUUAAAAAUGUAUGGAAAUUGUAUAAAUCAUCUACAGGCUUAGAGUUUUAUAUAGGUUCAUGGUAUUCAACAUAUCUAUAAAGUUUUUUCUUCUUCAGCUUCUCUUUCACAGCUCAUACAAUCUAUUAGACACUUAUAAACACAUUAACAUGAAAUUAAAUGAUGCAUUGAGGCAAUGCUGUGGAAGUUACUUUCAUAACCAAAUUAUUCAAUGUAUAUGAGAGUCCUUUAACAUAAAAAAGUGUUUAAAAAAUAUAGUGUAGCCCAAUAUUAUUUCAGAUCCACAAAAUCUUCUUUCCUCCCCUACAUAUUCAUACCUUUGUAUUCUAACUGAAGCAGCUACCAGUACUACUUGCUCUCUCCUCUGAUAUCCAUGACACUGAUCUUUCUCUACCUAAUUGUUCUGGAAGUUAUAAUGAUUAUGUUUUAUUUUUGGUAUACGAUUUUCUUUAUAAUAUUGUCAAAAUGGUCGAAUUAGUUUAAGCGUGUUGUUUCUUUGUUAUAACACCUUACCAACUUCAUUUCACCUAGACAGAAGUUGCAGCAAAUAUAACGACUUUGCUCUAAAUAGUCAAUACGAUUUUACAAUAUCGCUGAAAAACAAUGGAAACCUCAAAUUUGUUGGGAUUAGAACAUUUUAUGUAUAUCUUCUCACUUCAAAAUAAUUAGUAAUGUAGCAAAUAAUUUUUUUAUCACAAUAUCAUCUGUUUAUUCAUGAAAAUGUCUGGGAUUGCCUUGUCCUGUUUUACUACAUAAAAAUUGAGGCUGUAAAAAUAGUAUAAGAAGAAACAUUUACUUUUACUAGUCUUGAUCAAAGCAAUUAGAUCUAAGCUACUACUUUGUUGAUGUGGUAUUUUUUUAACAUAAUGCUUACUGACCAGGCUUUUUAGUGUGUAUUAUAUGCUAAGGAAAUUGUUGUAUAUUAGGCACUCUAAUUGCUGUAAAUAACAGGUUUUGUACGUGUGUAACAAAGAUGGAGUUUUGUACUGUAUAUUUUAGAUUUAUAUAUGUCACAAAUGUUGUACCACAUAUGAUUGUUCAAUAACAUGAUGACUUGGUUAUUUCCUGCUUGAAAUGUAUAGUUUUUGAACAUAAACUCUGCGUUUGUUGAGGUACAUUGUUAAUUUUAUUCAGUUCAAUAUGAGUAGAACCCAACUUACCAAAAUGUGUACAUAAAUUAUAGCGUAUAUUUUUACUAUUCUAUGCAUGGCAGAUGAACGAACGAUAUCUAGUUAUGUAUAUUUUUAAUAAACAUUUUAUUCAUAGCAGGGGUCUUCUUGCCUUACUUUGUUGAUCAAUGAUCCAUCCUUAUUUUUUUAUUUCAAAUAAUAAGUGUAGGCUGUUUUAAAAGACUGUUCUGUAUUUUUAACCCUAGGACUGACAAUGAUGUCACUCUGUACUGACAGCAUCAUUUUAACAGACACAUAAGCAAUUAUAAUCAUAAUUAGUACAAAAUUAAUUAAUAAUGUGCAUGGUGUGUAUAUAAAUUUUAUUGCAGUGGAUUUGGAGAACGUUUAAUAAUUAAAUCUUUCCUAUCAAAGUAAUUUUUGUAGAAACAGUAAAAAUACAAAAUUUUGUAAUUAUUAUGUUGUGAAACUGUUUUAACAGUAUUAUGUUCGACACCAAAGCUGGAAAUGUAAAACUUAUUCUAGGUUUUGUGCUAAUUCCACAAAUAUGUAGUAAUAACAUUAUCUCCAAAAUAAUUUCCUAUAUGGCCUUGUAUACAAAAAUUGUACAUUUACAUAUCUAUUACCUAUGUAGGCCUCCUAAGAAAUAUAAUAUUUUAUGAGUAACAUAAUUUAACUGCCAUAUAAAUAUUUAUGUAAGUAUAACAAUGUAAAAUCUAAUUUGAAAUCUAUAUACAACAUGUUGUGCUUUACUCUGAGUCACUGGUUUCCAGCCUUUGUGUUCAUCCAUAACAAAUGACAAAAUACCCACCAAACCUAGCUAAAACACAGUAAUAACAACACUAAAACACUAUAAAAUGCAUGAUUCCACAAGAACCAGCAGAUUCCUAAUUAUUAUAAACAUUAAGAAACAAUACAUUGCCAUGUUAUUAUUCACAAGAUGUCAGCUGUCCAUACAAUUUUUUUCAUUGAAAGAAAGAUAAAGAUAAUCUAAAUAUUAACAGUAAAUUGGUAAUAUAGUGCUUUUAGAGAAUAUGUUCAAGAAAAGUUACAAAUUCCUAAACUUUUAAUAACUAUACAUAUUUUUUGUGUGACAAACAUUUGAUUCAUGAGCUCUAGGGUUAAUUGAUUAUAAGGAUUAGAAAACCAAAACAGUUAUGAUCUCCAGGACGUUAACAAUUUUUUAUUUAUUUAUUUAAUAGUAUUGUAUCUAAUAUUUAAUUACAUAUUUUCUCGUAAACAUUUGGAUAAUAAGAGUGUAUAACAAGAGUUAUUCAAGGUUGAAAUUAAAUGAGGCAUUGAUCGAAAGUAUUUGUUAAUCUAAAGGUAAGCUAAUUAUAACUUUUGACACAACUAUAAGUAUUACACUAUUCAUAUCACAUAUAACUUAACUAUUCUGUUUAGGGAUGGGUUGAUUCCGAUACCCGAUACCUCGUUUCAUAGUGAUAUCAAGGAUUCUGGAUAUCAUUGCUCUAACCCCAAGAAUCCUUGAUGCCGAUACAAUACUUUCUAAGUUUUUUAAAAUAAAAUAAUAAAAUCAACAGAACAUCAGAAGUGCUUAAAAUGCGCUUUGAAAGAGACAAUUUCACAAUGUCAUUACUAUUGAUUGAUUGAUUGAAGUUGGCCAUUUAAGUUAAGUCGCUGGGGUAUCAGCUGAUGGGUAGGUGCAAAUUACCGACCACUAAAAUGUGUUUAUUGUUGUAAACAAAAUAAUUUAGUGUGUUAAUUUCUUAGUUGUUAUUUAAACAGUAAUUUGUAUCACAUUCAAAAUUGAGAUCAAAUUUUUGUAUUUUUAUCAAAAUUUGGCAUCAGCUCAUUCGUAUUAAAAAUUGUGAUACACUUUUUUAAUGUAUAACACAUGAAUUGGAAUAGAAUUUUUGUGGAAUUGGCUCAUCAAUAAUUUUUUUUCACUUAACCCCUGAAUGGUUCGUUAAAAAUACCUAAAAUUAUACUAUUUUGACAUUUUGUUGUUUUUUAGAGAUGGUUUUUUCUAGUUAGUUUAGAUAUUAAUUACAGAUAAGAUCAUAUUUUAUUUCUGUAUAUUGUUUUGUAUCAAAAGUCAUUUUCUAUGGAAAUUCCUAAAUAUGAACCUUCCAAAAGGAUAGCUAAGAAGAGUAAUAACAAAAUUUAAAUAGGUGAACAUUUUAUUGCUGUAGGAAUGAGGUCAUGUAUGAUAUAUUUCAAUAGAUUGAAAAACGUAUUUUUGGCUAUUUUAAGUUAAAAAAUACGCAAAAGUGAGAAACUUCAAAGGUUGGAUUAGUAUAAUUUUUUAUUUACUAAAGUGGUAAUAAAAUACACAAAAAAAUCAGAAUUGUACUAUAAACAAAAGAUUCUAUUAGGCAAUAGUUACAUUACACCCCAAAGCAUAAACUAUAAUUUUUUUAAUAAAAGCUUUAAAAAUGUAUGUUUUGUAAUGUAAAAAUGUAUUAGAAAUUAGUAUACAUUGUAUAAUGUUAGCACAAGUUAUUUUGAAGAAUUUAAUAUAAGCUUUGUUGAAAUAGAGCCGCACAUAAAAGAUAGGCUACAUAAAAUAAUGUACAACCACAGUAUUGUACGGUGAGGCUCCAGAAUCAUGCCGAUAAGGGCAAGACUAACAGUAGAGUUCUACUUUGCCAUACAGAGAUUGAGGUAACUUCACUUUUCGCUGUGCAGUACUGGAAACCCAUAGCGCAAAAGUAUUUCACGUGGGUUCUACUGAUGAAUCUCUCUCUUUCAUGUUAAUAUUGUGUGUUUGUCAUUUAUUUCUGGCUGCAAAUAACUGAGUAAAACACAUUUUUAUUAACAGUAUCCGGGUACUGUUAAACAUUAAAGAUUGUAAGGAUUUACAUAAACUUUUCGACUCAACAGGAUCGUUAAAUGAAUUGGAAAUUUUAAUAGAGAAAAUUUUGUUUUUAAAUUUCUGAUUACCUGUCAAGCCUUUUUCCGACACAUUGUUAUGAUUGGUUAAAAUUGACGUAUUUGAACUUUACAUCAUCUUCGUCAACAUCGGAUAACACGUUUGGCAUUUCCUGAAUCGAUAAGUACCAGAGAUGUAAAAUGUAUAUUAAAUUGUAUAGCUUCGAAUCUCCUGAUAUUAUUGAUACCAUUAUCAAUCUAUUAUUUUAGAGAUAAAUAUAAGUUUUUAGCUUAAAUUGUUAAUGAUGUCUUGGGUAGCAUUAAACUACAAUAAAGCAUUUGAUUUCUAUCAUUAUCUGAGAUACUAUUGCCAUAUUACUAAGGUUAAUUAUGAAAUCACACUCUGUUAUAUUUGUUGGUUAGUAAUUCAUUUGUUUAUUUUUUAACUUUGUUUUUAAUUAUGAUUUAGAUGUGUCCUGUUUCGCUAUAGAAUAAAACAAGUAAUUUUAUAGUCAAGGCAAAACUAAAGUGCUUGGUUUAUUUAAGCUGAUUGACAUAUAUUUUAGUUUUUUAAUCCUAUUUUUUCUUUCUUUAUAAUGAUUGUCAGUGCAUUUUUUGUAUUCUGAGUUAACAUGUAUGUGGCAAUUUUCAGUUAGAUAUUAUCUAACAUGUAUGUUAUGUGUAUUCAACUUAACAUUGUUACACUUUUGCAUGAUAAAUUUUCUGUAAUUAAACAGUUAGCAACAUUGGAGUAAAAUGUAUUCACAACUUGUUAACCAAAUUUAUAACAAUAAAUUUGCAGGUUUUUUAUUACAUUCUUCCAUACGAAACAUGGCAUUGAUCUUUUGUCCACAUAAUUUAUGCACAAUGUUUCAUUUACAUCUGAGUAAAUGCAAAUUUGUAAUAAAACUUGGAACUUCA